Molecule: messenger RNA, 3150 nt
Organism: Anopheles maculipalpis
Lineage: Eukaryota; Metazoa; Arthropoda; Insecta; Diptera; Culicidae
Product: cryptochrome-1-like
Exons: 4
Coding region: 1-3150 (1049 amino acids)
Biological process (GO): circadian regulation of gene expression; negative regulation of DNA-templated transcription; entrainment of circadian clock by photoperiod
Cellular component (GO): cytoplasm; nucleus
Molecular function (GO): FAD binding; DNA binding
Source: RefSeq, a predicted model, not a curated record
AUGACGAAAAAAACUUCCUCCAUCGGCCAUUUUGCGGCCACCAGCACGUCUGGUGGUGCAGUCGGUGGAACGGGUGGGGUGAACCAUUUCGGUACCGGGACAUGCGGUGCGGAUGGUUCCGACAAGCAGCAAAUACCGUCGUCCGGGUCGAACCAGCCACAGCAACACCACGAUGGUGGUAAAUGCACAGCCCAGGAUCAGCAGCGCCAGCAUCAUCAUCAACAUCACCAUCACCAGCAGCACCAUUUGCAGCAAUCGGGCAGUGGUAAACUGCGCGACAAACACACCGUCCACUGGUUCCGCAAGGGAUUGCGGUUGCACGAUAAUCCGGCACUGCGCGAAGGACUUCGUGGGACGAAAACGUUCCGUUGCGUUUUCAUCAUCGAUCCAUGGUUCGCCGGUAGCUCAAACGUUGGCAUAAACAAAUGGAGAUUUCUCCUCCAAUGUUUGGACGAUCUGGAUCGAAACCUACGCAAACUGAAUUCGCGCCUGUUCGUGAUACGUGGGCAACCUGCGGAUGCAUUACCAAAGCUGUUCAAAGAAUGGGGUACUACCUGCCUGACAUUUGAAGAGGACCCCGAACCAUUUGGCCGGGUGCGAGACCACAACAUUUCGGAGAUGUGCAAGGAGCUGGGUAUCGAGGUCAUCUCGGCCGCAUCUCACACGCUGUACAACUUGGAAAGAAUUAUCGAAAAAAAUGGUGGCCGAGCACCGCUUACGUACCAUCAGUUUCAAGCCAUCAUCGCUUCGAUGGAUGCACCACCACAACCGGAGGCAUCCAUCACGCUUGACGUGAUCGGGAAGGCUACCACACCACAGUAUGACGAUCACGACGACAAGUACGGGGUGCCGACACUAGAAGAGCUAGGUUUCGAGACGGAAGCACUUCGGCCCCCGGUAUGGAUCGGUGGUGAAACGGAAGCACUGGCCCGUCUCGAGCGUCACCUCGAACGGAAGGCAUGGGUCGCAUCGUUCGGCCGGCCCAAAAUGACACCACAGUCAUUGCUCGCUAGUCAAACGGGUCUGUCACCCUAUCUGCGCUUCGGUUGUCUCAGUACGCGCCUGUUCUACUACCAGCUGACCGAUCUGUACAAGAAGAUCAAGAAAGCAUGUCCGCCACUGUCCCUCCACGGACAGCUACUGUGGCGCGAGUUUUUCUACUGUGCCGCUACGAAAAAUCCCACCUUCGACAAGAUGGCCGGAAAUCCGAUCUGUGUGCAGAUCCCGUGGGAUCGGAAUGCGGAAGCGCUUGCCAAAUGGGCCAGCGGACAGACGGGUUUUCCGUGGAUCGAUGCGAUCAUGACGCAGUUACGAGAGGAAGGUUGGAUCCAUCAUCUGGCACGCCACGCUGUGGCGUGCUUUUUGACGCGUGGCGAUCUGUGGAUAUCCUGGGAGGAAGGCAUGAAGGUGUUUGAGGAACUGCUGCUCGAUGCGGACUGGUCGGUGAAUGCGGGCAUGUGGAUGUGGUUGUCGUGUUCGUCGUUUUUCCAACAAUUUUUUCACUGCUACUGCCCGGUAAAGUUUGGCCGUAAGGCUGAUCCGAACGGUGACUACAUUCGAAGGUAUCUGCCAGUACUAAAGAACUUUCCAACCCGCUUCAUCCACGAGCCCUGGAAUGCCUCGGAGAGUGUACAGCGUGCGGCAAAGUGUCUCAUCGGCAAGGACUAUCCACUACCGAUGGUAAAUCAUGCGAUCGCAUCUCGUGCCAACAUGGAACGCAUCAAGCAGGUGUAUCAACAUCUGGCCAAAUACCGUACACCGGGCAGCGGAUGCUACGAAGCUGAUUGUAAUGAAAAGGGAGGCUCGGCGAUUGCGGGCGUCAUGACGGCAGCUAAAGUGCAGCACAUGAACACCAGCAGUAUGAACGAUAGUCCAAGUCCCACGACAAUCCUGACUAGUGUGAACAGCUCAGGAAACUAUAUGUGCCGUAGCAAUCCGCCCGCACAAAGCGAUCCCAAUGGAAAGAUCAUUACGUACCAUCAGAUGCUGAGUGGUUCAGCUGCAAGAUCAUCACUCGGAGGUAACGGAAGCGGUGAGCGAAGUAGUGCUGGUGCUGGAGAAGGUAACAAACAUGGUGACGGCACAGUCGGUCACAAUCAUUUGAUGACAGGAAAAGAAUCUAUACCACAACAGCAACAGCAGACACAGCACCACUCUCACCAAGCACAGAACCUGGAUCAGCAGUCGCAGGAAAACAGUAACUGUUUGGCAAACAGUGAUCAACGGUUCGGUUCGAUGGCUGAUUAUGCGGCGAUCAAACCCGACAGUCUCAGUACGCUCAUACGAGCUGGCAAUCUGACAACCGCCGGUACGCGCUUCUCCAACUUGCAGGACCAGCUCAGCAACAGUCUCAUGUCACUCGAGUGUGACGUGAUGGCAACCAAACUAAAGCCCAACAAUUACGAGUACGAGCGAAAUCAGAAUAUUUACAACAGUCAGUUUAAAGUAGAGUACAGCGACAACUUUAACUCGGGCUACGGUUUGCGAAAUGCCGUGUUCUACGGUGGUAAGCAUGAGGACGAGAACGAGGACACCAAAGCGGACAGUAUGAACAACAACAACCAUAGCGAUGAACUUGUGGGAGAUAAUUGUGGCGACGAGCAAGGGGUGCACAACGAUGCGGAGGACGACGACGAUGAAUCGCCCAUGACCACACUGGAGGACGCCGGAACACAUUCAGCACCCCAUGCCCUUCUCUUUGGCACGGACAAAUCUAAAAUCAAGCAGGAAUCACUGAUGUCACAGUCGACGCGCAUGUUUCUCGAACCACCCAAACACCAAUCCGGGCGAGAAGCUAAAGUCCAUCGUGCACGGUGCGAAUCAACCGAUCAACAAUCGAAUGCACUUCAUAGCUCGUCGUUGGAUGCACAGAUUAAGAAAGAGCAGCAACAGAUCACCUCGCAACAGUUGCCAGCACAUUCCAUGCACACCGAUUGUGAUUAUGAACCGGACAGUCAUAAGCUGUUAGCAGAUAUUCAUCGUCACCAGCAACACCACCAGCAGCAACAACACGAACAACAACAGCACCAACAACAACAGGCUUCUUUGUUAGCUGCUCAACGGCUGGAAUCGUCACAAAUGGACCAAGGAACCGAUCAGCCAAUGCAAGAAUCGCCGUGCAGUGAAGACAAGAUUGGUGCAACCGAUUAG